AUGAUUUACAGAAACGUCCUCACAACUAUGAGGGAAUUCAUUCCAACGGUUGGUUCAUAUUGGGAAAAUUCAACUCCGUUGUUCAUCUCAACUUCAGCACUCUAUCGGUUGGGGAAAAAAUUGAAGUCUUUGAAAUCGGUUCUACGCGCUCUGAGCAGGGAGAAAUUAAGUGAUCUAUCUAGAAGAACCAAAGAUGCUUAUGACAAUCUAUGUCUCAAGCAAAAGGCCACUCUAAUAAACCCGACAGAUGACGCAAUUGAGGCUGAGAAGAAGUCAUUUGCUACAUGGCAACAGUUAGCGGAUAUAGAGGAGAAAUACUUACAGCAAAGAGCAAAGCUUCACUGGCUGGAAGUGGGAGAUAGGAACAACGCAUACUUCAUUCGAUCUGCACAUACGAGGAAAAUGAAAAAUGCAAUCAAUGAGGUUAUAAGGCCGAAUGGUGAUGUCUUAAAGACACAAGAGGAGAUAAAGGAAGAAGCAGUUCGGUUCUUUGAGGAUUUCUACAACAUUGAGCCGGAAGAGUUUGAAGUUAUUCCGACAGGUAGCCUUCAAGAUAUCCUAAGAUUUUGA
Molecule: messenger RNA, 570 nt
Organism: Arabis nemorensis
Lineage: Eukaryota; Viridiplantae; Streptophyta; Magnoliopsida; Brassicales; Brassicaceae
Source: the annotation of a GenBank genome assembly